This is a messenger RNA of Centruroides sculpturatus (bark scorpion), 1183 nucleotides long. Its product is annotated as histone-lysine N-methyltransferase SETMAR-like. The record is from RefSeq and is a predicted model, not a curated record. The coding region runs from base 98 to 1183 and encodes 361 amino acids. NCBI's taxonomy places the organism in Eukaryota, Metazoa, Arthropoda, Arachnida, Scorpiones, Buthidae. Gene Ontology annotation, molecular function: nucleic acid binding. The transcript has a single exon.
UAGCACAUGCGCACUGUGUACCUACAUCUAUUGGGAAGCCACAAAUGCCAUUACGGAGCCAGUCGACUGUGUUUACUGUUGUUUGUGUGUGAUUGAAAUGCCGCCGCUCGUUGAGAAUCCUGCCGACUGCAAAGUGCGUGCCGUUAUUCGUUUUCUCAGUGCUAAAGGCUCGAAAGCGGCUGAAAUUCAUCGCCAAAUCAGUGAAGUUUAUGGUGAAAGCGUUAUGAGUAAUGGAAUGGUACGAAAAUGGGUUAGGGCCUUUAGUAAUGGCCGCACAAACAUUCAUGAUGAGGAACGAAGUGGGCGACCUUCAGUCAUUAUCGACGAUUUGAUUGAAAAAGUGGACUGUAGAGUGAAAGAGAACAGACGAUUCACGAUUUCAUCUUUAUCUAAAGAGUUUCCUGCAGUUUCAAGAAGUGUUCUCUAUGAAAUUAUGACCGGACGAUUAAAUUAUUGGAAGUUGUGUUCCUGUUGGGUGCCGAAAAUGUUGACGGAGGAGCACAAAACCAAACGUUUGGCCAGUGCAUUGACUUUUCUUGAGUGCUACAGUGAUGAGGGAGAUUAUUUUUUAAGCCGUAUGAAACAUGGGUACCUACAUUACACCGGCGAUGAAACAUGGGUAGCCUACAUUACACCGGAAUCGAAGCAACAAUCCACGGAAUGGCGACAUUCAUCAUCUCCAAGGAAAGUCAAGUUCAAGCAAACAAUUUCUGCUCAGAAAAUCAUGUGCACAGUGUUUUCAGACAGAUACAGAGUGUUGCUUGUUGAUUUUUUGCCUCAUGGUGAAACAAUCAAUUCAGCUGCAUACUGUGAGACUUUAAAAAAACUGCGCCGUGCAGUACAAAACAAAAGGCGGGGCUUACUGACCAAAGGUGUCAUUUUGCUCCACGAUAAUGCUCAUCCACAUACGUCAAAUCAAACUCAAGACCUAAUCACAUCAUUUGGCUGGGAACAAUUAGACCACCCUCCAUACAGUCCCGACCUAGCGCCGAGUGACUAUCAUUUGUUUCUGCAUUUGAAGAAGCAUCUGGCAGGGCAGCGCCAUAACAAUCACGACGAAGUCAAAACGAUCGUUCUGUGGUUGUCUCAUCAGGUGGCAACAUUCUUUGAGGAUGGAAUACAAAAGCUGGUCCCACGAUACGAUAAGUGUCUCAAUAUUAAUGGGAAUUAUGUAGAAAAGUAG